AUGGACAGCUUGAUGAACAACGAAGCUUUCAACACCGUGGCGAUAAUCCUAAAUGUUGUCAUCGACAGCCUGGACCUUGAUUCCAGUUUCAUUCAGAAUGGAGGAGACUCGCUCAAAGCAACGUCGCUGGCGAACCAUUUCCGUAAACGAGGAAUAAUGGUCACGCGAGAGAUGAUCCUCACGAGCCCUUCACUUAAGCAUCUUUUCAGCCUCUUCGAAUACCCAUCGAUGGACAAUUAUGACCUGCAGGUUGAUUCAACCCCAGCAGAGUACUCAACUGAUCUGUCUGAGAGCGACUGGCAGACAGUCUCUCCCGCGGAGCAAGACGUUUUGUCCAGCCCGAACGGCUCUAGCUGUAGGACGUCAUGUUCAAGCGUAUGCUCCUCCGCGGCCACGUUAGAAAAUGAAGUGCUUCCACCUAAAGAAAGCUUAUCGACCUAUCGUCUCGACCCGAUAUCGAUGGCUCAAGGGGCCCAGCAGGCCACAGAGAUGCAGUUGGCGCUGGUCCAUGGAACUCUUAAGGAUCGUCGAAUGAACAUGAUCAGGUUUACCAUGGUGCAUCGCAACGAAGACAUCAAUAAACUUCGCGCAGCUUGGAAGUUUAUUGUCGAUCGAGUGGAUAUCUUUGAUAUGGCUUGGGCUGCGCUGUUUACUGGUACUCAGCAUCCGCGUUUUGUGUGGGUUGAAGAUCCAUCAGAAGACGAGGCAAAGACGACCCUCAUCGGCUCCAGGUUCAUGGUUCUGUCCCAAGAUACGAACAACGGUAGCUCGAAAAUUAUUUGGACAGUACACCAUGCUCUGAUCGACGGCAUUUCAGCCCGGCUUCUCCUCCGCAACGUCCUAAGAGUCGCCAGCGGCCACCCCCCAAGCACCAUGCCAUCUUUUUGGAAAUGGGCACAAGAUCUCAAAACGUACCAACAGAACAACGCCAACCUUGCCAAAGAAUUUUGGUCGCGACAGAAACAGCUUUAUCCCGAGGCCAAGGGUACCCUGCAGUUACCAAAGCCGGACACGAACAAAGAGCCCAGCGAGGCCAAAACUAUCACACUUCCUAUAGAUGACAUACGAGAUCGCCUAGAAGUGGCAGCAAAACAUUCUAAUGUCACGUUGGCCACCAUGUUUUGUGCAGCAUGGGCGCUUGUCGUGUCUAGCUUCUCAGACUGCAGGACUGUUGUUUUCGGUGCUCUACUAAGUGGAAGAAAUAUCCCGAUUGCAAACUCUGACAAGGUAAUUGGUCCUCUGAUCAAUUCCUUGCCAUUGUACACAUUUAUAGAUCCGAAUGCUACGGUUCAAGAAUUUCUCGCUUCUCUAUUUAGGAGCCUUCUUGACCUUGAGCAGUUUUCCUGGACAUGCACCGACCAUGGAUUUGAUCGGGGCUACGACUCGACGCUGUCUGUCGAGACAUGGCACAAUGACUGGUCUGAAUUCGACAUUCGACCAGUUGCGACGUCCAAGUCCCAGCAGAGCGAUGUCCCGCUGGGCGUAACUGUAAACACUGAGAGUCUUCAAUUGCAGUACCAUACGGACAAACUCCGCACUGUGGAUGCUGAGAGAAUAACUUCUUCUUAUCAACUCGCCCUUGAACAGAUCAUUAGAGUACACACGCCCGUCGGGGUGGCUAUGGAGGCUCUCGUGUCAGCACCAAGCCGAGCCCUCUUGACCAAGUUCGGUAACUGCAUGUCAGGUCGAACCACAAGGUCUUCGGUCAGUGAUGACCUCAUCAGCUUGUUCAACAGAUGUGUAGAGAAACAUCCAGAUGAUAUUGCAGUCGACAACGGGGCUGUACAAGUAACAUAUCGUGACUUUGGCAUUAUGGCAAGUCGUGCUGCUUCCAGAAUUGCCUCAAUGAUCUCCGAAGGUGACAUUGUUUGCGUUCACUCGGACAAGUCGCUCAACUGGAUCGUGGCAAUCUUUGGUAUCCUCAAGGCAGGCGGUGUAUACUCAUCACUGGAUCCAAUCCUUCCAUCAGAAUUGAGAGCAACCAUGUUUCGGAAUGCCAACGCCAAGUUGUUCCUCACUCCAAAGGCAUGCCAGCUUUGCCAAACGCCAUUGACGUGUGAUUUAAGCGACUCGAUAGACUCAAUUCUAGCAGAUCCUACGGUAAACCCCGACAAGAGCGACAAGACACCCAAGCCAUGGGCCAAUGCCUAUCUCUGCUUUACGUCUGGUUCCACUGGGACCCCUAAGGGCGUUGUAUGCACGCACGAGGGUCUGGUUGCUUUCCAGAGCGACCUUGAGGUGAGGCUCUUUGCUCAGCCUGGAGUUCGCAUUGCUCAGGUCAUGUCGGUUGCAUUUGACGGCAGCAUUCAUGAGAUAUUCUCCGCAUUGACACAUGGUGCAACACUAGUUCUACCGUCUAGUGCUGAUCCCUUGGGUGCUUUGGACACGGCUCACUCGGCGAUUCUAACGCCUUCUAUCGCUAGGGUACUGAAUCCCGAGGACUAUCCGAUGCUGAAAUGGGUGUACCUUGUUGGCGAACCGGUUCCUCAGAUAGUAUCGGAUCGUUGGUCCUCUGUCAAAACUCUAUACAACAUGUAUGGCCCUACCGAGGGUACUGGCGGAGCAACUAUCAAACUGUUGACUCUUAGCGAUGCAGUCACCAUUGGAACACCCAACCCAACAACAAGAGUCUACAUCCUGAACUCGCAGGGAAAACUCGCCCAUCAAGGUAUGAUCGGUGAGAUCUACAUUGCAGGUGUCCAAGUCGCCCGGGGAUACGUAGGUCUUCAUGACCAAACUAAAGAGCGAUUUCUCCCUGACACCAUCAUGAGAAAUGGAGAAACCAUGUAUCGUACAGGGGAUCGAGGGUACUGGACCGAAGCUGGUGAAAUAUGUUGCCUUGGUCGAAAUGACCGUCAGAUCAAAUUGCGUGGAUAUCGUCUGGAUCUGAAUGACUUAGAGAUUCGCAUCUCGCGAGCAGCCCCCGAACUUUCUGGGGUUGCCCUAGCUCGAAAGCAAGAUGAGCUCGUGGCCGUUGUUCAACCAGAAGGUGUUGACAUUCAGCAGUUGAAAGCCAAGAUAUCCUUAGCUUUGCCCCGUUACGCCAUCCCACAUCACCUUGUUGCUCUAAACAAGAUUCCCAUGACGCCAGCUGGAAAAGUUGACUAUCGCGCUGUUUCAAAUGCUUGCGAAAGACUUCCACAGAGCCAUAGUGAGCCUUUGAGCGACAUGCAGCGGUUGGUCACCUGUGUUGUCUGCAAAGUCCUUGAGAUAAAAGACACAAAGCGAGUAUCUCUCGAUUCGGACUUUAUCGGUUUGGGCGGACAUUCCUUGAAACAGAUACGCCUUGCUCAAACACUGAGUGAAACAUUCAAGACGCGAAUACCUCUUCAACUGAUCCUAUCCAACCCGUCGAUUCGUGGGCUGUCAGAUAGCCUUCAGGUCCUGCUUGGUCCAGACCAAUCAAAGCCUUUGGCUGUAUCUUGCGCGCGGCUUGGGGACAGGGUCUCGCCCAUUGAGCACGAGUGGCUCGCCAAGUACCAAUCUCCAAGAGGGACUGCUUCUUUCAACGUCUGUUUCGCUUCCACUUUCAUUGAAGUAUCGGUUUGUAGAGACAGGCUGAUCUGGGCAUGGAAUCAAGUUUUGGAGAGACACAAAAUUCUAUCAUCGCGAUUCAAACUCGAUGGGGAGGCCUCAAAGCGAUACUCUGAUCAAGCACCACCACGACUUGAAGCUUUGUCCGAUUUUGACUUUUGGAAACAAGCCAACCGACCCUUUGAUUUGACACAGGAAAGCCCCAUACGUGUCUUUGUGGCCAGGAACAAGCUUAUGGUUGUCAUCAGCCAUGUUGUAGCAGAUUACACUACACUCAGUCUUCUACUUCAGGAUGCAUCUCGGUUUUAUCAUGGGCACCCGGUGCAAGAGAGACCCAUCUACGCGGACUCUACCUCAUUGAUGGAUGCUACAUCCGAAUCUGUUAUUCAUUUCUGGAGGGAUUAUCUAAGCGAUCUACCUCAAGCGCCAAAGCUAUUACGUGAUACACCAUUGAGAACCACGUACCAGGGCUGCUCUUUCACUAUACAGUUUGACUCCCAGCUUUGGAGUUCUAUCGUGAAGCUAUCUACAGCCAGGGCUUGCAGUAAUCAGCUGUUAGCUAUCGCAGUUGUUGCUGUUUGUCUUCACCAAGAUGCGGAUGAUAUGGACACUGUUAUUGGCAUACCUUCAAUGCACCGACAAACCGAAGAUGAACUACAGACGAUUGGGCUGUUUCUCCAACCUUUGCCUGUCAGACUAAAGCAUUCCAAGGCCACUCGAAAUUCGUCAUUCCUUCAAUCAACUCAAUGCUCUAUGCAGGCCGCAGUGGCACAUGCGACUUGUUGGGAUAGCGUUGUUAAUGAGCUUGGCGUAAACCACCAAUAUCCCAACCAUCCCAUUUUUGACAUAAUGGUCACGUUUCUAGAUGACAGAAUGGUUAGCCAACUAAAGUUGGAUAUCCCAUCUUUUGAAUCUCGCCAUAUAUGGGCGAAUGGUGCCAAAUUCAAGCUGAUGUUUGAGUUUAUGGAGGUUCCAGAUGGUAGCCUUACGCUUAGGAUAGAGUACGAUGACUCGUGCAUUUCACUACCUGAGGUAGAAGACCUUGCUUCCAGGGUAAAGGUCACAUUGGAGAUGCUGCUAGAAAGCGAUUUCAAUUUCGACCGGAUUUUGCGUUAG
Fusarium fujikuroi IMI 58289 is the source of this 4650-nucleotide messenger RNA. RefSeq names its product related to non-ribosomal peptide synthetase. Gene Ontology annotation, cellular component: cytoplasm. The transcript is spliced from 2 exons. NCBI's taxonomy places the organism in Eukaryota, Fungi, Ascomycota, Sordariomycetes, Hypocreales, Nectriaceae. Gene Ontology annotation, biological process: amino acid activation for nonribosomal peptide biosynthetic process; secondary metabolite biosynthetic process. Gene Ontology annotation, molecular function: catalytic activity; phosphopantetheine binding. The record is from RefSeq and is a predicted model, not a curated record. The coding region runs from base 1 to 4650 and encodes 1549 amino acids.